ACUGACUGGCAGCACUGGUGGGUGGCACUGGUGGGUGGCACUGGUGGGCAGCACUGGUGGGUGGCACUGGUAGGCAGCACUGGUGGGUGGGCACUGGUGGGCACAGGUGGGUGGCACUGGUGGGCACAGGUGGGUGGGCACAGGUGGGUGGCACUGCUGGGCACAGGUAGGUGGCACUUCUGGGCACAGGUGUGUGACACUGCAGAGUGGCACAGGUGGGUGCACUGCUGGGCACAGGUGGGUGCACUGCUGGGCACAGGUGGGUGAUCUGCUGGGCACAGGUGGGCGGAGCUAGUGGGCGCACUGCUGGGCACAGGUGGGCGGAACUUGUGGGUGGCACUGCUGGGCACCGAUCAUCAGGGCACUGAUCAUCAGUGCCCUGAUGAUCGGUGCCGAUCCUCGCUCUGACAACUGCCGGUUCUCGGCAGUACUUUCCUCACGAUCUGACAGCGUGAGGAAACGUGUCAUUAGACACCGCUGAUCAC
Molecule: messenger RNA, 485 nt
Organism: Staurois parvus
Lineage: Eukaryota; Metazoa; Chordata; Amphibia; Anura; Ranidae
Source: the annotation of a GenBank genome assembly